CUAUGACUGCCUUCAGACUCCCCAUCACUACUUUUAGAAAACUAAAUGUCUGGUUUGGACUGUGGGAGAAAUUCCCCUGUAAUAAACUAUAUCCCUCUUGGAGGAGAAGCAUAUUCUGUAGCUGUCAAGCAAGCGCAGUAAACUACAGAAGAUAUUUCAGCUUUUCCCCAGUAAAACUCUGUGCACUAAGACUUUUUCCAGCAUAUAUCUCGGUACUUACUCUGCGGCGCAAAAGUAGCAAAAGCUCUAAAAGGAACAGACAAACUGUACAAGAGGAGGAAGAAGAGGAUGAAGAAGAGGAGGAAGACAAUUUGGAAGAUGAAUUCGAAAAUGACCCCAAUGUCAUAAAAGAUUACAAGGAUCUUGAAAAAGUAGUGCCAUCUCUUCGAUACGAUGUGAUCAUGAAAGCUGGUCUAGACACUGCAAGAAAUAAAGUAGAAGAUGCAUUCUACAAUAAUGAACUCAGGCUGAAUGGAGAAAAGCUAUGGAAGAAAAGUAGAACUGUUAAAGUUGGUGACACUCUGGAUCUCAUUGUAGGUGAAGAUAAGGAAAUGGGAACUGCUGUAGUUAUGCGGGUAGUCUUAAGGAAAGUCUCUGACAAAACUGAAAGUGAAAAAUACAGAGUAAUUUUGAGGCGCUGGAAAAACUUAAAAGUGCCCAAACAGGAUGUACUUAAGUAACAGGGGGUUGCAUGUGGCCAUGUAAGAUUUUUGCAGAAAAGCUUAUUUGUUGUUAAAUAUGAAUUUUGGUUAAACAAAAUUACAGUACCCUUUUUUUUAAGGGCUUGUGUCAGAAUGUUAUCUCCCUCUGCUGUGUACACCAGUGUUCAUUCAAUAAGCCUGUCACUUUUUGCUGUUAGUUUUGUUUCAUGGUACUGUGAGAUAAAAGAUCCAACCCUUACAUUUCCAUGCAGUUUCCUUACAGAUAUUAUAUGAACCAAUAAAGAUAUGAACCAAUAAAGACUUAAUUUGAUC
Messenger RNA from Merops nubicus (carmine bee-eater), 974 nucleotides. It is a transcript of the gene MTRES1, whose product is annotated as chromosome unknown open reading frame, human C6orf203. The transcript has 3 exons. The record is from RefSeq and is a predicted model, not a curated record. Bases 3 to 680 code for a protein of 225 amino acids. NCBI's taxonomy places the organism in Eukaryota, Metazoa, Chordata, Aves, Coraciiformes, Meropidae.